Molecule: messenger RNA, 1305 nt
Organism: Cantharellus anzutake
Lineage: Eukaryota; Fungi; Basidiomycota; Agaricomycetes; Cantharellales; Hydnaceae
Exons: 2
Coding region: 290-1207 (305 amino acids)
Source: RefSeq, a predicted model, not a curated record
UCCCUUGUCCAAGUAAAUGGUGCUAGCUCAUUGGCCAUAUGAGAAAUGUCUGAUUAUACUCUCCCUUUCCUCUUCCAGAUGGGGGUUGGUGCUACAUCAUUCCUAUCCCCUGCUGCUGUUGAAACAACGGAUUGCAGUAUCUCAUCGGUAAUUCGAAGAUCGUAUAUACAUAGUUACUCCGCAACAUGUAUGCACAUGUACUACGCAAAGCGACCUCACAAGGAUCUCCCUGACAUAAACACAGCCCGUAGUAAAUUCAAUUGAACCACAAUCGGUUGGUUUUGUGGCGAUGCAAUUGGGACGCGCACUUUCAGUUUGCGUCCAAACAAGGACAAACACGUGUCGACCAACUUUCCUCUGCUCGUACAUCAUGUCAUCAUUGAGUCCCGACGUUGCACUGUCCAACCGACAAAAGGAGAACCAGCAGCCAAAGACAAAAGAUCAUACAAAGCGUUUCGUAGGAAGUAACACACCUCGAAUACCCCUUAGUCCUUCCAAACAGCCGACGCCAUCCAAUGUCGUUGAUGAUUUGACUGUUGAUUUGAAGAAUCUCAGCGUCGCACAAUCGCAGCAUAGAUCAAGAGUCCACCCAUUUCCUUCCGCUUCUACUUCCCUUUCUGCGUCUUCAUCAGUCAUAGGCGGCGAUUCUGUCCAAUCGUCGUGUAGAGGCGGCUCUGAGCCCAAGCCGCGAGCCUACAAACCGAUUGACGACUACCGCUCUCCUGUGCAGCUUCUGACCCGAGACCCCGACUGGUCUGCUCUUGCUUCUCAAACCCAGCAUGGGAUGCUUGGUAUCGGUAACAUGCCUCUCAACUUGACUAAUGUUGUGAAGCAUGAUUGGCGGGGCCUGAAGGCCGAGGUUUCUGAGGCUACACUGGUCCAAGCUAAAGAGAUAUCAAAGAGCGUGGAGUCUUUUCCCAGGCUGAAAACCCUUGAUGCUGAGGUGGAAGUGCCUCCCAACGGCAAGCAGCCCCUGCGUGUUGGAAUUGAUGAUCGGUUUGUACAUGAGCGCGGAGAGGAUGGUGCAUUUUCUGGUCAUACUCUGGCCCAUGCCGCAAUGGAUUCUCCCUCUGAAGACGUAAUGCAUGAUGAUCGGUUGAGGGAAGCCCUUGAUAUCAAGCCAGCUACAGAACGGAUCCUUCAAUUCACAAAAACCGCCCCCGCCCCCGAGAAGACCCUACGAUUGCCAUGCAGCGCGAACUCGUGAAACCUCUCUAUGCCAGACCUGGUGCUCUCGGAACCUCGAAUGGGGUAUACACUAAUAUGACCCGGCGGAUCCCAACUGCAGCUGAAAGAAUCUUGGAC